UUUUUCUUCCAAGGCCUUCAACAAUGGUGACUUCCAUUUUCUUCUUUGUUCUGUUAUUCACCACAGUUCUUUCACGAACAACUCCAGAUAAUGCCUCAAGAACAAAAAUCCUCGACGUUUCUUCCUCCAUUCAGAAAACCUAUAAUCCGUUCUCACUUGAUUCGUCUCUGAAUUCUCUGAAACAUGAAGAAAAUCAAAUUUCUUCAUCAUUGCUGAGUUUUCAACUGCAUUCUCGAGUAGCAGUUCGUGGGACUUCACAUAAGGACUACAAUUCAUUGAUGCUAGCUCGACUUGAACGUGACUCAGCUCGAGCUAAAUCACUUCAAACUCGUGUAGAUCUGGUUGUACAAGGAAUUGGAAAAUCGGAUCUCAAACCGAUGGAAACUGAGUUUCGAGAGAUUCAAGCUGAGGAAAUUGAAGGACCAAUUAUCUCCGGGACAAGUCAAGGAAGCGGUGAGUAUUUCUCACGAAUCGGAAUCGGUCAUCCGCCGAGUCAAGUUUAUAUGGUGUUAGACACAGGAAGUGAUGUUAACUGGGUUCAAUGUUCUCCUUGUGCUGAUUGUUACCAACAAGCUGAUCCAAUUUUUGAACCUGCUUCGUCUUCGACGUUCUCUCCGCUCACUUGUGAAACGCAACAGUGUAAAUCGCUUGAUGUUUCUGAAUGCAGGAAUGAUACUUGUUUAUACGAAGUAUCUUACGGAGAUGGCUCGUAUACAGUUGGAGAUUUUGUGACGGAGAGUAUCACAUUUGCCGGUUCGUCUUCCGUUGAGAAUGUAGCUAUCGGCUGUGGACAUAAUAACGAAGGUUUAUUCGUCGGAGCAGCAGGAUUAUUAGGUCUCGGCGGCGGCGCUUUAUCAUUUCCUUCACAGAUAAAUGCAUCUUCCUUCUCUUACUGCUUAGUCGACCGUGACUCCGACUCUACCUCAACUCUCGAGUUCGGCGGCGCAACUCCGCCGAACGCCGUCACAGCUCCGAUAAUCAAAAACUCAAAACUGGAAACAUUCUACUACGUAGACUUAACCGGAAUCAGCGUCGCCGGCAAUAUGCUUUCAGUUAAUCCAUCAGAUUUCGAAAUAGCCGACAACGGCGACGGCGGAGUAAUCGUCGAUUCAGGUACGGCGGUGACGAGAUUGAAGACGGACGUGUACAACACGCUCCGUGAUGAGUUCGUGAAAGGGAUGAGACACCUGCCGUCAACUAACGGCGUUGCGUUAUUCGACACGUGUUACGAUUUGAAAUCGAUGAAAAGCGUUGAGGUACCAACGGUGUCGUUUCAUUUUUCUAACGGGAAUGAGUUAGCGUUACCGGCUAAAAAUUACCUGAUACCUGUUGAUUCAUCGAGUACAUUUUGUUUCGCCUUCGCUCCAUCGUCGUCGUCGCUAUCGAUAAUCGGUAACGUUCAACAGCAAGGGACACGUGUCAGUUUCGACCUGGUAAAUUCUCUCAUUGGAUUCUCAUCCAAUCAAUGCUAGUAGUAAAAUUGUUUACUUCCCGUUUUACCCCUUAGUUAGGAAGUUAUUUUCAAUUUUGGUCAGGGCCUACUUAAAAUAACUGUAACGUGAUGAAGUGGGACCUGGUUCAGUAUGCGUGUGUGUGUGUUAUUAUUGCAAUUUCAGUAUGUUUUUUUGUAUAGUAA
This is a messenger RNA of Solanum verrucosum, 1636 nucleotides long. RefSeq names its product protein ASPARTIC PROTEASE IN GUARD CELL 1. NCBI's taxonomy places the organism in Eukaryota, Viridiplantae, Streptophyta, Magnoliopsida, Solanales, Solanaceae. Gene Ontology annotation, molecular function: aspartic-type endopeptidase activity. The transcript has a single exon. Gene Ontology annotation, biological process: proteolysis. The record is from RefSeq and is a predicted model, not a curated record. Bases 24 to 1472 code for a protein of 482 amino acids.